Molecule: messenger RNA, 995 nt
Organism: Zerene cesonia (dogface butterfly)
Lineage: Eukaryota; Metazoa; Arthropoda; Insecta; Lepidoptera; Pieridae
Gene: CPH5
Product: cuticle protein 10.9-like
Exons: 3
Coding region: 125-448 (107 amino acids)
Cellular component (GO): extracellular matrix
Source: RefSeq, a predicted model, not a curated record
GCAUCUUCGCGGCGCCCGAGAACCGCGGGGUUGUAUAUAAGAGUCGGGUAAGGUCGGGGCGCGCCACAAGUCGAGUAGCACUCUCAGUUGACAACUUUGUGUUAAAGUGUGUGUAUUCGAUACGAUGACGUCGAUGAAAUGUUUAUUGGUAGCGGUUGCGUUGGUGUGCGUAAGUGUACGACAUGCGUCGUCUGCGCCCGCGCCGCAAGCAGAAGAGCAAUAUCCUCCGAUGCCAUACGAAUAUAAAUACGACGUUGAAGACCCAGAAAAGGAACUGUACUUCGGAGCCAACGAAUCUGGCGACGCACAGGGCAAGGUAAUUGGAGGAUACCGAGUAUUACUUCCCGAUGGCCGACUCAUGGUGGUAGAAUACACAGUCGAAGGCGACAGUGGAUUCGUACCGAAAAUCAGUUUUCAAGAAAACGCGAGCCCCUUUAAAGGAAAGUAACCAGUAGACCCAAUAUAGCGACGACGUAAUCCUCACGAUUCUAUCGUUGAGAUACAAUAUCCAAAUGAUUUACUUUAUUUUUGUAUAUUGCCAUUAACGUUAAACAGCAAAUAAGUUAGUCAUUUUUAAUAAUAAACCGAUUGAACGUUGUAAAAAUGUAGUCCAAAUAAUGUUUCUUAGAAUGGACUUGUUAAAGUUGUAACGUAAUUAUACCGAUAAUGAGGGCAUAUUUGUGUUCAAUGGUUAUACGCAAAAUUUCUUUUCGAGUUUAGUUUUAUGUAAUGCCAGUACAAGUACAUUUAGAAAUACUUUAAGACGACAUGUUUGCGUUCGAGAUUGGACUAUUAAAAUGGAAUCCAAAAUCUUUUAGAUAAUAGUUAUUCAAAAUGUUACCAAACCUGUGAUGACGUAAUCGAAAGUUCGGAAUAUUCGAAAGUUAUAUUAUUUUUAUAGCAUGGCGCUACAUUGUGAUAGUAUCUAAACGUUUAGAUUAAGUUCAUAUCACUAUCUGUAAAUUUAAGCAAUAAAUAUUUUGUACGAUUUAAAA